UUCAGUAUUACUUUCUGACCUUUCAGUAAAUUAUUUUCCCUCCAAAUUUGAUCAAUUUAACUGCUAAUUGUUGUCCAUUUUUGCAAUUUGUCUUUGAAAAUCUAAUGAAUCUGUUGGGUUAAUCAACAUCCUCCCAAUGGUAAAUGUAUUUAAAUGGGAUAAUGUUACUAUUAAAUUGUAUACACUGAUUAUUUCCACCCUGAUUUAUGGAUUAAUCGAGUUAAUUGUCGGCUGGAUCUACAGUUCGGUAACCCUGCAAGCCGAUGGUUAUCACAUGCUAGCCGAUUUAGCUGCUCUGAUCGUCGCUUUGAUUGGACAUAUCUUCGCGUCUCGAUCUUGGUCUAAAUCGACCUUUGGUUGGGCUCGAAGUGAAAUUCUUGGUGCUCUAAUUAAUUCACUUCUAUUGUUCACCUUGGCCGGUGAAAUUUUGUCCGAUUCAAUCAAUGCGAUCAACGAAUCAGUCAAAAUAACGGAAGUCAAGUUAGUUCUAAUUGUUGGAUCAGGAGGAUUUAUAUUCAAUCUAUUUGGAUUUUGUUUACUCUAUGAUCUCAAUCCACUAAAGUUAAUCAUUGGACAUUUUUCUAAAUCGAAAGUGUCCAAAAAAGAUCGAAAAUCAAUCUCCAAAUCGACUGAAAUGAACCUGAGAGGAGCAGCUCUUCAUUUGUUGGCUGAUCUUUUCUCAUCUCUUUUGGUUAUCAUCUCAACUGUAAUUAAUUUAACUCUAAAUUAUGAUUGGAUUAUCUUUAUUGAUCCAGUGUUGAGCUUUGUACCCGCUCUAAUUUUAUUAACAUCGGCUUGGCGAUUACUUCGAGAAUCAAUUCUAAUCUUACUGGAAACUGUUCCCUCACAUAUUAAAGUGGAAACAAUUAAAAAGUGUAUCAUUAAUCUUCCUCUGGUUGAAUCGGUUCACGAAUUUCACCUUUGGAGAUUAUCGGGCGAUGUAUCGAUUGCCAGUCUACAUUGUAUCUUUUCAACACCCGCUGAUUAUAUCGCAUCAAUCAGGGAAAUCAAGCAUAUCCUUUGCGAUGCUGGUGUUCAUUCAACGACAAUCCAACCCGAAUUCUUGUCCCAACCAUUUACUAUUGACACUGGACCGUCAGAAUCAUCAACUAAUUAUGUUAAAUAUUGUCAAGCAACUUCACAGUCUUGUGAAGGUCAAACAUGUUGUUCAACUUGACCAUCAGAAUAACAAUCAAGAUAAUCACUGGAAAUCUCUUGGUAACAUCUAAUUGUAACAAGAUCAAUCUAAAUGGUCACUCAACGGAAAACCUUUCAUUUAGAAAUUAUUAUUAUCAAAGAGAUAUAAUGUUUUCGACUUCCAAUUAAUGUCAUUUUACUCUUUCUUUGGUCAUUAAUGUAUUUCAGACACUUAAUUGAAUAUCUCUGGACUUUUUAUCCCUCUCAUCAUCAUCAUCAUCAUCUACAAUGAAGUUAAUGAAGCAUCAAUACCCAUGGACUUUAAUGUUUCCAGUUGACCAUGUCCAAGAAUUAGGAUGAAACUAAAAGAGUAAAAAUUGUUACUACUUUUUAGAAGUUAAUUAACAAAAUAAUCCAGUACAAUUAUGAAUGAAAACACUCAUUAUAUUAUUACCAUAGGAAAAAAAUUCUAUUCCUCUGUUACUAAAUUAAUUACCUCAAUUCUCAUGUAAAUUCAUUAGUUUUUUUCCCUCCAUGUUAUUAAUAUCAUUUUGUUACCUUCUUUCACUAUGAAUAUGAGGUUUAUCCAAGUGACAUUAAUAUUAUUACAUAGAUAUUCAUUGUUCAUUGAUACUCAUUUACGUUAUUAAUCAUUAGAACUUUUUUCUCUUCCUAGUUGGUUCUCCCUCUUCCAGUCCAUAGACAAUCAAAAUUAUCGAUUAAAUCAAGUAAAAGCAAUUCUCUAUUCCUAUGGACCGACUCUUGAGGUGGCAGCACCAAAGAGUGAAUGUCAUGCUCAUGGAAUUGAAUCUUUUCCUAUGGAUUUUGUUGGAAGAAGAAGAAGAAAGAAAGAGGAUGAAAAUAGAAGAUGAUGAUAGAGAAAGACUGAAAUUCUAUUCUCUCUCUCUCUCUCUCUCUCAAUAUUUAGGAUGAGAAAAGGUUUUUCUACCAAUAUUCAUCUUACUCUCUAUGUAUAUUCUAGAAGAGGAAGAGAAAAAAACUCGAAGCAAGUUUCAAAUCUAAACCAAAACAUGGUUACAAUUUGUAUCAUUACACUUUGAUUGUUUAUCCUUUUUGUGCUCCAUUGUGACAAUUAUCUUAAUCAUCUAUUAUCUAAUCAUAAUCUUUACCAUCAACAACAUUCUAGAUCAAUUAGAUUCCCAAAUCAAUUGUUUAUCUUUAAACCCGGAACAUAAAUAUCAACAUCAUUUACUUAGUGUUUCUGAUCAUUGAAAACCAAUAACAAUUAACAUUGAACCAUUUUUUGUUUAUCACCCAAAAGGACAUUCUCAAAGGAAAUUAAAUAAUGUCCAGCUAAUGAUUGAAUUUAAGUGAAUUUAUUAUCAACAAUUAAACGUUUUACAGAUAAUUGUAAUGAUCAAAGUCAAUUGUCUUUGUGGAUUUUACUCAAACUAAACCAAUAAUGACUGAUAAUCAAUUGGAAUCAAGGGAAACAAUAACAUUAUUUCAAUUGAUUGGAAAAAAUUUCCAAUCAAUCUUGAAAUAUUUUCACUAAAAAGUUAAAUUGUCAACAAGAUUAAUCAGAAUCCAACAAUUAUCAUCAUCAUAAUAUAAAUGAAUAUUAUUGAUCGAUAUUUAAAAAUCAAAUCAACUCUAAAAAUCCUCAUAAAUCCAAUCAAUAAGAUAACUGUUUAACCUUAAAGAAAAAAACUCAUCCAUUAAUUAAUCGAAAUUAUCAUCAUUAGUUUCAAUUGUCAUUACCAGAAACCCAAAAAAUAUAACUACAAUCAACUAAAUGUUUCGUUUUAGUUGACAAUUCAAAUCGCUAGUCCAUCAUCGUAGGUCGAGUGUAUGUCCAACUCAAUCAUCUAGAAUCUUGAAAAUCUCCACCACCAAAUGACUCGACCGUUAAUUAAAUCAUCAUCAUCCAAAUCAACGUCCAAUGGUGGCAGUGAUUACUUACGAUAUCAUCGUCAUCACCAUGUAACCAUUGACGGAACCACCGAUGCCCACGGUGGGUUAUAUUAUCAUCACCUUCCCAGUGACUCGUUUCGUUUGGGUAAAAUAAUAUUACCACUUUUGAUGUUUUCUGUUUUACUUUACCUGAUUCCCUACAUAAGAAUUGAUAAAAGUCCUUAUGAUCCAAAUGGUAUAACCAACGAUCAACUAAUUACACUGAAACUUUCACGAUCCAAUCAAUCCAAUGAGAAUGCUGGACAAUCACAAUUAAAAGGACAAUUAACCCAAUCGUGUACAAUUAAUCAACCAAUUAGCAAUAUAUUUUUCCUCAAGACACAUAAAUGUGCAUCUUCAGCAAUCCAACGGAUCUUCUUAAAAUAUGGUUACCUUAAUCAUAAGCUAUUCGCUUUCCCGCCGAGCGGCAAUUACCUUGGACACCCUGAACCCUUUGACCGAAACCUAUUACCUGAAGGUUUCCAUGGUUCAUACAAUAUCUUUGCAAUUCACACUCGAUUCAAUUUGGGUGAAAUAUCCGCCGUUAUGCCUUCCAACACCCUUUACAUAACCAUACUACGAAAUCCGUUGGCCCUUUACGAGUCCAUGUUCGGCUACUGGAACUUGACCAAAUUUUACCAUUUACCGAAAAACUUUCUCGACCUUCAUGUUCCCAUUCAUAAGCUUCAAAAUUCCCGUUGGAUUAAUAAGAUUGGUGCCAAUCAAAUGUUUUUCGACCUCGGUUAUGAUCCAACCAAAUUAACUGAUCAACUAAUUGAUGACAUUUUACCCAAAUUAGAUCAAAUAUUUGAUUUAGUUAUGAUUUCGGAAAAGUUUGAUGAAUCACUUAUACUCCUUAAGGAUAAACUUUGCUGGUCAUUUGAUGAUAUAAUUACAUUUAAGAUCAAUGCUAGACCUCAACGGAAAAGAUUAUCACAAUUAGCCGAGGAUCGGAUUAAGAUAAUUAACUGGGCUGAUGUUAAAUUGUAUUCAUAUUUUGUUAAAAUUUUCGAUCGUAAAGUGAAAGCUUAUGGAACUGAGAGAAUGGCCUCCGAUUUGGUUAAGCUUCGAACUCGAGAGGCAACUUGGUAUUCGGAGUGUGUUUAUAAUGAAACAAUCUCUUGGGGUAAAUCAACUUCGUCCGUUGUACAUUUCAUUAAUCGAAAACCAAGCAAUUUAACUUGCGUCUUGUUAACUACCAGUGAAUUGGAGGUAAUUAAUUUUCUCCGUAGAAAACAACGGAAAAUUUAUCCAGGAUCGAUAAAGUUCUGGUAAAUCAGUUAAUAAGAGAAGCAGUUGAAACUAUUCUUGUGUGUGUAUGUGUAUAUUAUCAUGAACAUUCGAGAAAAGAAUCGAAAUCGAAGCCGUUCCAAUCGAAGAUCGACCUGAAAAUCGAUGACGAAAAUUGAAGUUGAUAAGAAGAAAAAAUCUACUGCUAAUUGUCACAAUUUUUUAUAUGUUAUGAACCAAAGAAAAGUUAAUCAUGAUCAAUGAAUUAACUGAAAUAGUCUCAAGGAAACUAAUCAUCAUCAACAUAAUCAUCUCGUCGUAAAUGGGGUUGCCAACUCAUUGCCAUAUCUUUUGCAUCCAAGUCAAAGGAGAGACAAUUAAUUUAUUAUAAUAACAAUUAAGAAAUUAAUAUUAUCAUCAAAAUACGCCCUGUCUACCACUGAGAAUUACCAUGAUCUCAUGAUCACAAUUAAAGUAACAAUCAAGGAGAUAGACGACAAUAUGCAAAAGGAAGUUUUUUUUUCUUCCAUUCUCAACAUUUUCCUUGGACUUAAAUAUGACUGGCGUUAUUUUUAUUUCUCUCACUCUGAGAUCUAAUUGUUAAUCCAAUUAAUUUGUUACUAAUUUAAAAUUAUAGCUCAUCUUCUUAAUCAUCAUCAUGGUCUAGAUUAAUCAUCUUAUUCCCUCCUGAUAAACAGCUCGAGAAUCUCUUGUCCAAAGAUUUUUGGAUUAAGAUCAUCAUCUCAAUAGUAAUAAUAAUAAUCACCAUCAUCUAUUCAAGGUUAAUAUUAGAUUAAGAAACAAAGCUUAAUCACCAGCAAUUAUCUUUUUCCCUUUAUGUCAAUUAACUAAUCGAUAACUAUGAUUAACCCUUUGACAACCAAAUGAUUUUUGUCCCUUCAUAAUUUCACUGAUUUAAGUUAUAACCAUUUCAAUUCAGAUUUAACUUGAAAUUUCAUCUGCAAGUCCAUCCAAUUAACUAAUAAUAAUAUUGAAUCAAUAUUAAUAAUCCUUAAUCCUUGAGGAUCAAAUUUACAAGAAAAAAAAUGAACUAAUUGUUAAUCUGAAGACGGAUGAGUGCCUUUGUUAAUUAAUUUGUCUCAUGAAUCUCACCUUUUUUGCUACAAGUUAAUUAAUAGUAAAAAUAAAAUACUUAUCAUGUUAAUUAUCAAAUAUUGUAACUGUAAAUCUCAUGAUAAUAAUGAUAAUUAAACAGAAAUCACAACAACAACAAUUUUAGUAUCAAAAUUUAUUCCA
This is a messenger RNA of Panonychus citri (citrus red mite), 5538 nucleotides long. RefSeq names its product galactose-3-O-sulfotransferase 4-like. The record is from RefSeq and is a predicted model, not a curated record. Gene Ontology annotation, biological process: glycolipid biosynthetic process. Gene Ontology annotation, molecular function: galactosylceramide sulfotransferase activity. Gene Ontology annotation, cellular component: membrane. NCBI's taxonomy places the organism in Eukaryota, Metazoa, Arthropoda, Arachnida, Trombidiformes, Tetranychidae.